CGAGAAUGAUUUCACAGCUGUUUCCGGUGUAAUUUAAACAUGGCGACUUACUUUGGAGAAGUAUUGCCAGUCAGCUCACGCGCUGUAGAUUUGGAUGACGAUGAAGAUGAAAAUGACGACGAAUUACCACAGACUUUACCUUCGCCUGUUCUUCAAUGGUCAGUUCAUGUUCAAGAAGAAUUGAAUCAUUCAAAAGACAAAAAAUUAUCUUGUUCUAAAUUUCUCUUGGCAUAUGGAAUAGAAGCCAAUGCAUUUGCAGAUAUAUACUUAAUAAAACAGUCGAGUUUUGAACAAAUUGGCAGCAUAUUUACAAGUUCUGAGGCAGUGGAUGAAGCGGCGGGUGCCAAGGAUUCCAGACGAAACAAAACUUGUUCUAUUUUCAGAGAUUCGAAUGAUUCAUCUGCUCUGCUUUGCAUGUGUAAGAGAGAUGUUUUACCAGAGGAAAGCUACACCUGGACAAAACUGAUUCUUGAUAACAUCGACCUAUCCCAUGCUGUCAUCACUGUCCUGACAUCCUGCAGUACUGGAAACUACAGCAGUGAAAUUCCCCAGUCUCAGCUGCAGACGCCUUUCCUUCGAUGCCUCAAGACCACAGAGUACACAGCACCAGCAGUUUGUCCAGCCUUAGAACAACCAAAUAUGUUGACAGGUUUCCCAGCCAUGCUGAUGACAUUUUUCCAAGUUCAGAAAUAUAAAGCUAUAAUAUUUGUUUGCUACAAGGAGAACAGAUUUAUAGAAGUUGCAAAUGUGAAAUCAUUUCUGAAAGCAGCAUUGCCCUUCACAAUAAGAACUAACCAGAAUACAGAGACAAUGCUUGUUGAUUUAACAGAGAAACAUGCUAUUCAUGAUAUGAUUUAUAUGUAAAUAUACACACAUGUUACUGUUGCAACUCCUUAUUGUUUUUGAAAAAUAUGUUCUGAAUAAAUGCAUUUAAUACACUC
Messenger RNA from Biomphalaria glabrata, 941 nucleotides. RefSeq names its product proteasome assembly chaperone 1-like. The transcript has 6 exons. Gene Ontology annotation, biological process: proteasome core complex assembly. Gene Ontology annotation, molecular function: proteasome binding. Lineage: Eukaryota; Metazoa; Mollusca; Gastropoda; Planorbidae. Gene Ontology annotation, cellular component: endoplasmic reticulum. The coding region runs from base 40 to 864 and encodes 274 amino acids. The record is from RefSeq and is a predicted model, not a curated record.